Striga hermonthica is the source of this 306-nucleotide messenger RNA. The record is from the annotation of a GenBank genome assembly. NCBI's taxonomy places the organism in Eukaryota, Viridiplantae, Streptophyta, Magnoliopsida, Lamiales, Orobanchaceae.
AUGCCUUGCGGCGGCGGUUUUAGAUUGAGGUUGAGAGCUAUACACACGUGGAUUCGGGACUAUGACAACCUCCAGUGGCUCGCGCUAAGGCUGAUCUACGCCCAAAUUGGCUGCGCCUUGGUUGGAUCGCUCGGCCCAAUCUACAACGGUGUUUUGCUCGUCGAUUUGGGGAUUUCGCUGUUCGCGCUCGUCGCCAUUGAGAGCAGCAGCCAGAGCCUCGCUAGGACAUACGCAUUUCUUCUCUUCUGUUCCAUUUGCCUCGACUUUUCAUGGUUCUUCAUUUUCUCUCAUCAUAUCUGGUACUAA